UCGUCCAAGAUUGACUCGGUGGUGGAUGUGGCGAGUCAGACUUGCCAUAUCACUUGCCCAUCUCAACAUCGGUGCACGCCUCGCCCAUACUGCGGCCAUGGCCAGCGUAAACAGGACUGCCCAUCCAUUUGACAAGAGCCGCUUAGAAGCUCUCCUCAAUCGCCGAUUUUUCUACGCCCCUGCAUUCGAAAUCUACGGAGGCGUAGCUGGGUUAUAUGAUUACGGUCCCCCUGGGUCCUCCCUUCAAGCCAACAUCAUCGCUGAAUGGCGUCGACAUUUCAUCGUAGAAGAUCACAUGCUUGAGCUCGACACGACGAUUAUGACGCCCGCGCCGGUUUUCGAGACUUCCGGUCACGUUGCGCGCUUUGCUGAUUGGAUGGUGAAGGACGAAAAAACUGGAGAUGUCCUUCGCGCCGAUCAUCUCGUAAAAAACGCAGAUAAGGUCAUGGAAGACGAGAAGAAAAAGAAGAAGAAGAUCAAGACAACUGCCGUGCAGUUGCCUGAUGAAGUCGUGAAGGAGUACAAGAGCAUCCUCGCUCAGUUAGACAACUAUUCUGGACCGGAGCUAGGUCAGUUGUGCAGGAGUCACGAUAUCCGCAAUCCGGACACCGGAAACCAGGUCGGAGAACCCCAACAGUUUAAUCUUAUGUUCGCGAGUAGCAUCGGUCCCACCGGUCAACACCCUGGCUUCCUCCGCCCGGAAACUGCACAGGGCCACUUCCUCAACUUUUCGCGCUUGCUUGAGUUCAACAAUGGCCGGAUUCCUUUUGCAUCCGCCCAGAUUGGGAAAUCAUUCAGGAAUGAAAUCUCUCCGCGUGCCGGUCUCCUUCGCGUGCGCGAAUUCACUAUGGGCGAGAUCGAGCAUUACGUCGAUCCUGAAAACAAAAGCCAUGCUCGAUUCGCUGAAGUCCGCCACAUCGUACUCCCUCUUCUCAACCGCUUCGUACAAGAGUCCGGGUCCACGCAAGUAACCAAAAUGUCCAUCGGUGCAGCAGUCGACAGGGGCAUCGUGGCUAACGAAACUCUAGGCUACUUCCUUGCCCGUAUCCACCUCUUCCUGCUCAAGAUUGGAGUAGAUCCACGGAGACUGAGAUUCAGGCAACACAUGGCGAACGAAAUGGCGCACUAUGCAACGGAUUGCUGGGAUGCCGAAAUCCAGAAUUCAUCCGGCUGGACGGAGUGUGUCGGCUGUGCCGACCGUGCUGCUUACGAUCUUUCAGUCCACUCGGCACGCACUGGGCAUCCACUAGUCGUCCGCCAGGCCCUCAAAGAGCCAAUAGUCACUGAACGAGAGGUACCCGAGUUCAACAAAAAGGUUCUUGGAAAGACGCUGGGUCGGGAUGCUGGCCUGGUGCAGCGUGUUGUUGGGGAGAUGAGUCAAGAAGAACUCGUCAGGUUAAAAGGAGAGUUAUCCCAAGGGUCCGCGACAAUAUCUGCAGACGAGAAACAAAUCGCUCUCACGCCUGAGCUACUUACCAUAGAACGAAAGACAUUCAAGCAAUCUAUCCGUGAAUUCGUUCCAAAUGUGAUCGAACCCUCGUUCGGUUUUGGGCGGAUUUUAUAUUCGCUGCUGGAACAUUCUUUUUGGUGCAGGGAGCAGGAUGUCGAGCGUAGUGUCCUCUCGCUGCCCCCGCUCGUUGCGCCAACAAAAGUCCUCAUAGUACCUCUGAGUGCAAAAGAAGAAUUUGACCCGCUUAUCGAGGAAGUCUCUAUGAAACUCCGCAGAUGUGGUAUAUUCUCCCGCGUCGACGAUUCGAAUACGUCGAUCGGCAAACGGUAUGCUCGUAAUGAUGAGCUUGGCACGCCGUAUGGUGUCACGCUCGAUUUUGCUUCGCUUCAAAAUCGGACGAUGACACUCCGUGAACGCGACACUACCGACCAACUCAUAGGUUCUAUCGAUGACGUCAUUUCCGUAAUAAUGGGAUUGGUCCAUGGAGCGCUCACUUGGGAAGAUGCAUGCACGCGCCUUAAGGCAUACGGCGGUGUGCAAGCUAUCGAGUAGACUCAUGUAUAUGGUCUCCGGUCUGAGGUGCAUCUAUUUCAGUCUGUAACGUAGGUCAUUGUCUACUGAGUACAGGUAAAGCUCGGAACAUCGUAGACUCGUAGAUACCAGAAACGUAAGAGUUGG
Messenger RNA from Pisolithus orientalis, 2128 nucleotides. Its product is annotated as glycyl-tRNA synthetase. NCBI's taxonomy places the organism in Eukaryota, Fungi, Basidiomycota, Agaricomycetes, Boletales, Pisolithaceae. Gene Ontology annotation, molecular function: ATP binding; glycine-tRNA ligase activity. The record is from RefSeq and is a predicted model, not a curated record. Bases 26 to 2002 code for a protein of 658 amino acids. The transcript has 11 exons. Gene Ontology annotation, biological process: mitochondrial glycyl-tRNA aminoacylation. Gene Ontology annotation, cellular component: mitochondrion; cytoplasm.